This is a messenger RNA of Ahaetulla prasina, 669 nucleotides long. Its product is annotated as guanine nucleotide exchange factor subunit RIC1-like. The record is from RefSeq and is a predicted model, not a curated record. NCBI's taxonomy places the organism in Eukaryota, Metazoa, Chordata, Lepidosauria, Squamata, Colubridae.
AUGUGGUAUCGUAUUGUCUUCUUUUAUUUGUCCAUCCAUAUGUCCACCCAUCCACCUGUCCAUCAGUCUGUCAGUUUACAUGUCCAUCCAUCCAUCAAUCCAUCUGUCUACCUGUCCACCCACCCAACCAUCCAUCCACAUGAUCACCCAUCCAUCCAUCUGUCUAUCAGUCUAUCCAUCCAUCCAUAUGCCCACCCAUCCACCUGUCCAUCAGUCUGUCAGUUUACCUGUCCAUCCAUCUGUCUACCUGUCCACCCACCCACACAUCCAUCCAUCCACAUGUCCACCCACUCAUUCAUCCGUCCAUCCAUCCAUAUGUCCACCCAUCCACCUGACCUGAUCUGAUCUGUCACUUUAUCUGUCCAUCCAUCCAUCUACAUGUCCAUCUGUCCAUCCAUCCAUCCAUCCUGUCUACCUAUCCACCCACCCACACAUACAUCCAUCCACAUGUCCACCCACUCAUUCAUCCGUCCAUCCAUCCAUCCGUCCAUCCAUCCAUCCAUCCAUCUACAUGUCCAUCUGUCCAUCCAUCCAUCCAUCCUGUCUACCUAUCCACCCACCCACACAUCCAUCCACCUGUCCACCAGUCCAUCCAUCCAUCCGUCUACCUGUCCACCCACCCAUCCACCUGUUCCCCAUCCAUCCAUCCAUCUAUCCAUCCAUCCAUCC